AUGAUUGCAGAUGAUUUCAGGUUGAAAACAAUUUCAGAUGAUUUCAGAAGGUUUAAGAGGAUUUCAGAAGAUGAUUUCAGAGGCUGUGGCGUCAUCUUUCAAGACAGCUGGCGGUGGUUUGUCGCUUCGAUGGCUCUGAAGUGCUUGAAUGACCCCAUCUGUGGAGGUUUUGCAAGAUACAAUCAUCACACAUCAGUAUCAAUCUCAUCGUCAAUCUAUUUCACACUUUCUUGCCCCUUCCCCAGGGUGCUUCCUCUGGCGCUGCUGGGCGCGCUCCUGGCUGCUUCCGACGCCAAGGUCUUCGGGAAGUGCGAAUUCGCGGAGUUGUUGAAAAGGGAUUAUUACCUCUCCAAUGAUGACAUCAAGAACUGGGAGUGCAUCGCGGAGUUCGAGUCGUCCUUCAACACGGCCGCCAUAAACCGCAACAGAAACCGCAGCACGGACUACGGCAUCUUCCAGAUCAACAACAAGUACUGGUGCGGAAGCGACUACGGCAAGAACGUCUGCAAAAUCCCAUGUUCCGAUCUGAUGUCCGAUGAUAUCACGGAGGCCCUGCUGCGGUGCGCCGAGACUAUCCGCCGCGACACCGAGCGCUUCAGGGGCCGCGGGAAAGGCUAUUCUGCCUGGGUGGCUUACAACAGCAAGUGUAAGAAUCGCGACCUCGAUCAGUACAUGGCAGAGUGCUGGUCUCACGGUUCCAACUCUGUCUUCCCGUUCUAGAGGACCACUUCGAGCUCUAUGUUCUAGAUUUGCAGGCUUGUCACCAGGGUUACCAUUAUUACAGCAAAUAAUACGAAUGCAAUGCUAAAGCCAAGAUUUCAGCAUUAGUUGGGGUUAAUAUUCGAUGAUUGCCUGUAUAUCAUGAUGUAUGAAUUUAUACAAAAUUGAAAUGCAAUUAACAGAAUUACAAAACACAGCUGAAAUGCAGACGUUGUAAUGGUUGAUAAAUAAGUACAUCAUUAGCGGAAGUCUAGGCUCAACCAUCGCAUUCGCUUGGUUUGUGGCAAUGAUGGUAUCUAUGCUUGGCACGUCUAGAUAUUAGAUACAUGUCAUCUCAGUUUUCAGAAUGAUUCAAGUACAGCACUUCAGCUCAGGAAUUUCAUGAUUUCUGGUGAAACUGGAUUACAAGUGUUUUGGAAACAUCAAAUUGUACUUUAUGUUUGUUAUGAAUAAAAUUUAAGGGGCA
Molecule: messenger RNA, 1186 nt
Organism: Penaeus vannamei (Pacific white shrimp)
Lineage: Eukaryota; Metazoa; Arthropoda; Malacostraca; Decapoda; Penaeidae
Source: RefSeq, a predicted model, not a curated record